Molecule: messenger RNA, 681 nt
Organism: Aegilops tauschii subsp. strangulata
Lineage: Eukaryota; Viridiplantae; Streptophyta; Magnoliopsida; Poales; Poaceae
Source: RefSeq, a predicted model, not a curated record
AUGGCGCUAUUGCUCACCGCCCCGAUCCCGCCGCCGCCCGGAGUGCCCUCCCUCGCCGGUGCCCCGUCGCCCUACGCCGUCGCCACCUCGACCCCGUCGCCUCGCCUCCUCACCUCCUCCUCGUCCCGAGUCGAGGCCGCCGUUCCGGCGCCGCGCCCUCGACCCCGUCGCCCCGCCGCACUCGUCGCCGGCGACCCGGACGCCGCCCUUCUUCGUCCUCCUCUCCGAGCUCGUUGCCCCGUCCCUACGCACCCCGGUGAGGACCCCGGUCCUCCUCCUCCCCAUAGCCCGCUCGCCGCGCCGUUCGCGCUCCGCGCGCGGCCGCCCCCGCUCCCCCUUGACUCGUCGCCGCGCCUGCUCGCUCGCGGCGCCCGCAGCUCCGCGCGCGCCCACGUCCGCGCCCCUGCUUCCUCGUGCACGCGCCUAACUCCGACCCCUCCGCGCUCACGUGCUGCUGCCGCUGCUGUGAUGUGCCGUGCCCCCGCUCCGCCCACGCGACCCCACCACCACCUCCACCGCGGCCGCCCUGACUCUGGCCCCGCCGUCGUCCUGUGCCCCGCCUCCGCCUCUGGCCCCGCAGGCCACCGCCACGCCGGCGGCCAGUUCCGGCACCUCGCGACGCCCCGGGUCUGCCCUUCGGGUGCAAACGCCCAGGUGCCCGCAGCCCGUUUCGCCUGCUAG